This is a messenger RNA of Fulvia fulva, 1719 nucleotides long. Its product is annotated as Zinc-regulated transporter 1. Gene Ontology annotation, molecular function: zinc ion transmembrane transporter activity. NCBI's taxonomy places the organism in Eukaryota, Fungi, Ascomycota, Dothideomycetes, Mycosphaerellales, Mycosphaerellaceae. Gene Ontology annotation, cellular component: plasma membrane. Gene Ontology annotation, biological process: zinc ion transmembrane transport. The transcript has 2 exons. The coding region runs from base 1 to 1719 and encodes 572 amino acids. The record is from RefSeq and is a predicted model, not a curated record.
AUGUUGUACAACGCCGUCCUUAUCGCUGCACUGUCAGCAGGCAGAGCGCUUGCACAAACGACUUACACCGGUUGCCACAAUGACACAACGAGUGGUGUUGCUGUGGAAUACUGCUUCGGACCGGAUGGCAUUGAAAGCGCACGUGCCACUUACUCUCCAGAGCUGACCAGCGGCUCGACACCAGUGACAAACGAGGCCACAGCGACGGCAACGGCGACAGCUACCUACCAGACUGACUCCAUCACUGGAUGUCACAGCCAUGAGACAGCAUUGUUCUGUAUCAAUGGCGCAGGAUCCGAGGUAGAAGUCGAAGCGACGCCAACAGGCGAGGCACCGGCUCAAUACACCGGCUGCCAUUCCCAUGGCGCUGAGAUGUUCUGCGUAGAUCCAGAUGGCAACGAUGUUGCCGUUCUCGCGACUGCCGAGGACUCAGGACACACGGAAGCGACUGGUACGAGCGGAGAAGCUUCAUCAUCUUCUGCUGUAACGGAUUGCCAUUCGCACGACUCGGCGGUGUUCUGCAUCAACAGCGAGGGUGCCGAAGUCGAGAUCGUGGGCGCUUCUGCGACCGGCGAGAUCCCAGCUCAAUACACUGCCUGUCACUCACACGGCGAUGAGACAUACUGCCUGGAUCCAGCUGGAGAAGAAGUUGCUGUGCUCGCCGAGGGUGCAUCUGCCGAGGAGAACCAACACUGUCAUUUCCACGCUGGAGUAGAGCACUGCGUCGGCGCUGGCGGAGAAGAGACUGAAGUCGACUGUGGCCUUCGCGAGCGAGAUUACAACAUCGGCCUUCGUGUCGGCACUCUUUUCGUCAUCCUGGUCACUAGCGCGAUUGGUGUCUUCCUUCCAAUCUUGCUGCAAAAGCUUCCACUGGGCAAGUUUAGCGCCAUCGGACUCAUGGUCGUCAAACAGUUCGGUACUGGUGUCAUCAUAUCGACAGCCUUCAUCCAUCUCUACACCCACGCCGGACUGAUGUUCCAGAAUCAGUGUCUUGGUGAGCUGGGUUAUGAAGCUACCACAUCAGCUGUCGUCAUGGCUGGCCUCUUCCUCUCCUUCUUGGUAGAGUAUAUCGGAAUGCGACUUGUGGCGUGGCAUUCUGCCAAGAAGCCAGCAGAAGCUCCAGCGUAUUCUGAGCAGGCAGCAAGCGGCGACAAAGCUGCCAACCACGACGUCUUCUCUCAAGAGUCGCGCAGCAAUGCAUUCAUGGCGGUCGAUCAUCAUCACGGUGGCGGGAACAACAAGUUGUCGGUCCUAGUCAUGGAAGCUGGCAUCCUCUUCCACUCCAUCCUCAUUGGCUUGACGCUGGUCGUAGCGGGCGACUCUUUCUAUCGAACUUUGCUGGUGGUCAUCGUCUUCCACCAAUUCUUCGAAGGCAUGGCACUGGGAGCACGAAUUGCACUACUACCAGGCAAGGUCUUUCCAGCAAAGUUCGCCAUGGCCUUUGCGUUCACUCUCAUCACGCCGAUCGGUAUGGCCAUUGGUAUUGGUGUUCUCAACUCCUUCAACGGCAACAACCCAAGCACUGUCCUCACUUUCGGUGUGCUCGAUGCACUGUCGGCAGGCAUUCUGGUUUGGGUCAGUGUUGUCGACAUGUGGGCUCGAGACUGGGUGAUUGAAGGUGGAGAGUUGAUGACGAGCGGUCUGUUCAAGACGUUUGGUGCUGGCUUGUCGCUCAUCUGUGGUAUGAUCUUGAUGGGCGUAUUAGGAAAAUGGGCGUGA